UACGACAGACCCCUUCCCCCACCCUCCAGAUCGUUUCGCUUUGCUUUUGCGAUUUGUUGCAGUCGAAUCGCGAGAGAAGAGAGAGGACAAGAAAUCGGAUCACCCAAACCCCCAGCAACAGAGAGAGAGAGCGCCGUCAUCGAUACCGACACCCACCCUCCAUAGAUACCCAGAGGCGGCCUCGCGAGCGAGCAUGUCCUCACCCACCAGCCCCACCACGCCGCUAAUGCCGCUCCGCUCCUUCCUCAAGUCCAGCAAUAGCAACAGCGCCGGCGCCGCCACCGAGUCCAGCACCUCGGACCCGCCGCCCUCCCGCCGCCGCUCGCUCGUCAAUGUCCUCCGCAAAACCGUCGAAAAGAUCUCAGGCACUGUUGCGGGCUCUGCAAGCCCGCGCGGCGUCGUCGCCGCCGCCGCUGCUGCUCCGGAGCCUAGAACUCCUGCCCUCGAGCAACUACCAGCGCUCAAGAAGGAGCUCGUGAUCCGCAGGCGCAAUGAGGUCAUAUCGCCGCCUCCGCCGUUGCCUCCUGCGGCCCCUCCAUCCCCCGCACUGACACUGUCCCCGGCGCCGUCGCUACGCACCGUCGCGAAGAAGAUGUCGGAACCAUUGGACAACGACGAGCUUGCUGUGUUUUUUUCUGGGGCGCCACAGUUCUCGCUGGUGCAUCUCGACGACGAGGAGGACGACGACGACGAGUUCGCGCUGCAGCCGAAAGUGACGUUUCCGUUUGGCGGGGGGAGUGAUGAGGAGGCGGAUCUGCGCCCGCCUGGUCAUGCCGCGUUCGCGCUGUGUAUGGCCGCUGAGGAGGAGGCGAUGGUCGUUAGGGAGGUGCCCCCCAUGGCCUCGUUUGUGGGAUGGGAACCCGGUACCGUCGGCUGGGAGUAUUUCCUCAUGUUGCCGGCUGGGGAUGCGGAUCGCGAUCAAGAGCAGGACGAGUUCGAGGGGAAUCUUGAUGAAGGCGGGAGGGAACGGGGUGGAGGGGUAAGGGAGAGGGAGAGGGGGAGUGUCAGGAGUGUUGAGGUGGGGUAUAUCGUCGAGAGGCUGAAAGAGCUGGGGGCUAUCUGGCAGGCAAAGAAGAGGAAACGUAGGGCGCAGCAGAUGGGACGUGCCGUCUUCGAAGAAGAGUCGGAGGAUGACGAUGAGAAGGGAGGGAUCCCUACGUCCGUCGAGAUGUACACGCAUCUGUUUACACACCUGCUGUAUCCGCCGACAAGGAUCGCGACGGAGGACUAUGCUGAUCCGUACAGCCUGAAGGUGCAGAUCAUGGCGCUCAUCCACGCCCUGGGGAAGAAGGUAUGGCUGGACUUCAGCAUUGUGCGGUGGCGGAUCAAGUUGGGACAAAUAUUGUGGGGCGAUAUCGCCACGACAGCAGCUAUGGAAGACGACCAAGACGGCGAGGAAUACGAGGAGUGGGAGGCGACUACGAAAGAGAGCGAGAGGGUUUGGCUGCUGCUGCAGAUCUUGCUUGCGUGCGAACUUCUGGUGCGGAUGGACACGGUGCUCUCGGACGAAGAAGAUCGGAAUCGGCGCCGUGCUUCGGUGCGAUCGAACCAGCCGCCCCCAGAAUCGAAAGAGCAGAUGCUUCAGCGCUUCCGUCACGAAGGAGGACGUAAGGUUCAGUGGGACAUCGUUCUCGCUCGCCGCUGGCUCGACAAUAUCCGCAUCGAAAUGGACGCGCUGAGCCCCAAAGCUUCGCCCGUCGAAAAGGAAACGGAGAAAUUGUCUUUCUUGGCUCCUCCGAGUCGCUGGUUCGGUAUCGCCCAAACGCCGCCUUCGCCCGAGCACUCCGACCCCUCGACUCCUGAUCUGAGCGAGGUGGCCGACGCGCUGCUGCUUCCUCGACAACCCCGCCGACAGGUGGAAGGACUUUUGCACUUCGCCAGGAAACUGCAUUGGCCCAACCUCGACUCUCUAGCACAACAGGUGAUCUCGAGAGCUCCAGCUCCGGGCACCCCCUCCUCCGCUAGUGCACUGGGAACACCUUUGGCGUGCGGAACUCCUCUAUCGACAGCGGCAAGUUCGUAUUUUCCAAGUCCGAUGCCGCGGCCAAAGAGACUACGAGAAAUCACCUCCGAGGUCGCACCCACCCUCCACCGCCAAAAGUCAGCCAACCUCACCGUCCCCUCCGUUUCCGGAUGCGGUGGGUGGCUAUCCCGGAGUUACCUCACCGGCUUGGUUCUUCCCGGCGAAGGCCUGAACCACCUGAUCAUCUCGACGCUGCUGGAGAACGAUCCGGCGGCGGUCGAGGUCCUCGGCUUCAACGCGAAUCUUUACGGUGGCUUCCAGUACCUUGGGAAAACGUGGUGGAGCCGCUACUGCAUCGUCGGCCGUGUGAUGGCCGGUUUCGACGGUGCUGGGGAGGAGAGCGGGUGGGUCGGUCCCGUGAAGGGCAGUGGCGUUUCGAUCGAGGGCGGAGACGAGGACGUCGUUGUCGGAAACAUCCCGGACGGCUGGAUCGACGUUCUCACGCAGCCUUCGCCCGAUAGCAAAUCCCCGCGUGCCCUCGAGGCGAAAUCGGUCGAGCGGGAUUGCGACAUCCGUGGGCGGGGAUGGAAGCGAGGAACCAAGCCGAAGGAAGACGCAUUCGUCACCGUCGACAUCGGCGCCGCCGCCGCAGACGCGGAUUUAGAUGUGCAAAUCAGGGGGCUCUACUUCAACCCCGUCGAGCAGCCUUCGCCUUCGCCGCAAACCCCGACGGACGAAGACGUCGACGAGCGCGAAGCCGAAGCCGAAGCCGAGGCCGAAGCGGCCGACCUCCAGCCGUACGAAGUAGCCGCACACAUCCUCGUCGGCCCCCGUGGCGGCAAAAAGCUGCUCAACGUCCUCGAGCUCAAAUACGACGUCAGCUUCGUCUCUGCGUGGCCGUGCUUCCCCUCAUCGCACGGGCAGGGACAUCUGCUCCAUCGCAGCUACGGCUACACUUGCUUACGCAUCGAGGACCUGCCCGGCUUCCAUCCGGAUGACGACGAGGAAAGAACGCUCGUCGUAAACACGUGGUCCCCCGCGCAGCGCGUGCUCCUUUAUGCUUGGUGCGCGCAUAGGGGACGCUCUGCGGUUGUGGCCACUAGGGGCAGGACCUGUGUUGCCUGCGCGGUUAGGGAGGCCGCCGCGCUGGCGCUGGGCGUGGUGGUCGUCGUUUGAUUGUUGCGUUUGCUUGCUUGUCGUAUGGGGGGUAUUAUGGAGUUAUUGAUUGAUUGGUUGAUUGACGAUGAUGGUGAUGAUGACUGGACGGAC
This is a messenger RNA of Tricharina praecox, 3232 nucleotides long. RefSeq lists its product as uncharacterized. Bases 194 to 3139 code for a protein of 981 amino acids. The transcript is spliced from 2 exons. The record is from RefSeq and is a predicted model, not a curated record. NCBI's taxonomy places the organism in Eukaryota, Fungi, Ascomycota, Pezizomycetes, Pezizales, Pyronemataceae.